UCCUCCUAGCUGUCUCCAUCUCUCUCCCGCGUCCCAAAUCCCGAUUCCCCAACCCGAGCAAACCCUCCCCACGGCCCGCACCAUGACCGACGAGAUGCCUGGCGCGGACGGCAAGCGCCGCUCCGCGUCCUCUGCCCCCGGGUUCCCGCCGUCGGCGCCGCCGUAUCCGCAGCAGCACCACCACCACCACCACCAGUACGGCACCUUUGGGCCGUCGUCCGCCUCCGGCGAGUUCCCGCAGCCGGCUGUCGGGUUCCCCCAGCCUGCUCCACCGCCUGGGUUCCGGAGCUACCCGCCGCCGCCGCCGGCGUCUUACGCGGUGUACCCUCCUCAGCAGGCUUAUUCGGCCGCCGCGCCGUACUACGCCCAGGGCUACCAGGUUGUGCAAGGUUACAUACCUGUUGUUGAAGGAAGGCCUGUGAGGAUGCGACGUCUUCCAUGUUGUGGACUGGGCAUGGGGUGGUUUCUGUUUAUUGUUGGCUUCUUCUUUGCUGCCAUUCCAUGGUAUAUUGGAGCUUUUGUUCUGAUUUGCGUCCGAGUACACGAUUACAGGGAGAAACCAGGAUAUGUUGCUUGUACUAUUGCUUUUCAUCAGUACCAGGUGGUGGGCCGCGCGCUGCCGACGCCCGGCGAUGAGCAGCCGAAGAUCUACCGCAUGAAGCUCUGGGCAACCAACGAGGUGCGCGCCAAGAGCAAGUUCUGGUACUUCCUGAGGAAGCUGAAGAAGGUGAAGAAGAGCAAUGGCCAGAUGCUCGCCAUCAACGAGAUAUUUGAGAAGAAUCCGACCACAAUCAAGAACUUUGGCAUUUGGCUGCGCUACCAGAGCAGAACCGGCUACCACAACAUGUACAAGGAGUACCGUGACACAACUCUCAAUGGUGCAGUGGAGCAGAUGUACACUGAGAUGGCCUCUCGCCACCGUGUGAGAUCCCCUUGCAUUCAGAUCAUCAAAACAGCUACUGUCCAUUUCAGUCUCUGCAAGAGGGACAAUACCAAGCAGUUCCACAACUCAAAGAUCAAGUUCCCCCUCGUGUACCAGAAGGUCAGGCCGCCGACCAGGAAGCUGAAGACCACGUUCAAGGCAACGAGGCCAAACCUGUUCAUGUGAUUGGUUGUCGUUACAGGAAGCACAAGAAGUUACUGAUCGGUUGUGGUGGAUAUUUCAGUUACCAGAAGCACAAGAAGUUACUGAUCGGUUGUGCACAAAAAGUUUCUUUCCGUUUGUUGGUUGUGUUGGUAUUUCGGUGACUGGAAGCACAAGAAGUUACUUUCCUUUUGUUGGAGCGCUAAGACUUGAUAAGUUCGUUAGCUUAUUUGUAGUUCUUAAACAUGGUUGUGAACCUAUUUAGUAUGAUCUUAUCAGAAUAUGGUUGUGCUCUUGUUGAAACCCCUCAGUUAUUUUGUUGUAACUGUUUCCGCAUACAUGCGUGUUACUACCUUC
Molecule: messenger RNA, 1441 nt
Organism: Brachypodium distachyon (stiff brome)
Lineage: Eukaryota; Viridiplantae; Streptophyta; Magnoliopsida; Poales; Poaceae
Product: 60S ribosomal protein L18a
Exons: 6
Coding region: 83-1108 (341 amino acids)
Biological process (GO): translation
Cellular component (GO): ribosome; cytosolic large ribosomal subunit
Molecular function (GO): structural constituent of ribosome
Source: RefSeq, a predicted model, not a curated record